Molecule: messenger RNA, 8440 nt
Organism: Caenorhabditis angaria
Lineage: Eukaryota; Metazoa; Nematoda; Chromadorea; Rhabditida; Rhabditidae
Source: the annotation of a GenBank genome assembly
AUGGAGGCAGGAAACCAAACACCAAAACCUGCUGGAAAAUGGCAGAAACGAGUGGGUUACUGUAGGGGAUUGGGGUACUGUAGAGAUCUAUUGAGUUACUGUAGAUACUGUAGGAACAUCUAUAGAAGUUUCUAGAAGAUCUAUAGAUCUAUAUGAAGCUCUAGUUCUACUGUAGAGAUCUAUAGAUGUUCUCUGAUGCUCAAGAUCUAUAGAUCUUCAAACAUCUAGAGAUCUACUGAAGAUCUUCAGACCUCUCCCAUCAAAAUCCGAUCUUUCCAGGGAGCCCUGCUGAUUUUGGCGAUUCUCUGGCUAGUGGUCUAUUAUAUGAUAGCACCACAACAUUUCGAUUAUCUCGUCGGCAAAAUUCAAGGCGCUUCUGGAGCAGCUGUGCCUCCUGGAGUGCUUCCUGGAGCUCCACAAAUUCCACCACUCGACAACCCUCCCAGAACCUGGCUCCCGCCCAGAGCACAAACUCUUCCGCCUACCACGCAAGCUGCGCCGGUACGCGGAAAGGACAAUUUGUUCCGCCUCCCGAAAACUGUCGAACCGAUUCAUUAUGAUCUUACACUCAAGGCUAAUAUUUUGGGUAAGCUUCCGCAAGCUUCCGCGCGGCAUUUUCCGCGAGUAUAGUUUCUGACUGUCUGAUGAGUUAUGACGUGGCAAAAUUUCAAAAAAAAAUGCUUAGCAUUGCUCAGAUUAGCCCCAAAUGAUUCAUAUAGCUAGAUCAUUAAUAGGAUUGCUCAUAUUAUAGUCAAAAAUCCUGAUUUUCUACAAAAAAACUAUAGGAUUGCUCAGAUUAGCCUCAAAAAUCCAAAAAUUUCACGAGAUUAUUCAUUUUACAGGAAAUUUCAUAGGAUUGCUCAGAUUAUAAUCAAAAAUUGCUCAUAUUAGCUUGAAAACUUAUAGGAUUGCUCAUUUUGAGAUAAAAUUACUGACUCUUGAACCUUUCAGGUUCAAUAUGAGCAAUCCUAGUGAUAUUCAAGCAAUUUUCCAGAUUUCUGAACUUUUUGACUAUAAUUUAAGCAAUUCUUGGAAUUUCGAAGCUAAUCUGAGCAAUCUUCCAGAUUCCUCAGCAAUUUUUAGUAUAAUCUGAGCAAUCCUAUAAUUUUUUGCAGGAAAAAUGACUGUUUUGGGUUUACUAUGAGCAAUGUUAUGAAAUUUCAUGCAAAAUGAAAAUUCUCGUGAAAUUUUUGGAACUUUGAAGCAAAUCUGAGCAAUUUUCAAGUUUUCUCAACAUUUUUGACUAUAAUCUGAGCAAUCCUAUACAUUUUCAAGCUAAUAUGAGCAAUCUUAUGAAAUUCAGGGUCAAAGUAAUCAUCUCAUGCAAUUUUAAAAUUUUUCAAGCUAAUCUGAGCAAUUUUCCAGUUUUCUGAACAUUUUCGACUAUAAUAUGAGCAAUCCUAUGAAAUUCAGCGCUAAAUUAAUUAUUUCAUGAAAUUCUAAGACUUUUUUAAUAUGAGCAAUGUCAAAUUAAUCUGAGCAAUGUCAAUUAUUUGCAGGCUAUGGCUAUACACCAACUUUUCCACCCGUCAACUCAACCUUCGAAGGAAAUGUCACAAUCCAAUUCAAAAUCGUCAAACCCACUCGAAUCAUUCUCCUCAAUGCCGAAGAUUUGCACAUUGAGCAAUUGGAACUAUCCGCCGGCUCACCAAAUGGUCCCGAAAUUGUCAAAUACACGGUCUAUCAAAACUAUAUAGCCAUCGAAUUGACUUCAAAAGCGAAACGCGAUGCGAUUUUCCGCAUCGCAAUUCGAUAUUCGGCACAGAUUCGCAAGGAUAACAAGGGUUUCUAUGAUACCACAUAUUUGGACGCGGAAAAUCGGCCGAAAUCGGCGGUUGUCACGCAAUUUGAGCCUGAUUUUGCCAGACUUGCUGUGCCAUGUUUUGAUGAACCCGAAUUUAAGGCCGUUUGGAAGGUUUGUAGGGGUUUUGGGGGCUUCUAGAGGCUUUAGAGGGCUUCUAGAGGCUUUAGAGGGCUUCUAGAGGCUUCCAGAGACUUUAGAGGGCUUCUAAGGGCUUCAGAGGGCUUCUAAUGACUUCUAAGGGCUUCUAAAGGCUUCUUAAGCGCUUCUAAAGGCUUUAGAAGGCUUCUAAAGGCUUUAGAGGGCUUCUAAAGAACUUCAAAACCAUGAAAUAUUCAAAAUAACCUUCUAAAUUCACAAAUUUCAAAAAAAAAACAAGAAAAAAAAUCAAAAAACAAAAAAAACCUCGUUUGUGCUAAACAACAGGCAAGCGGAGUGUCGUUGUUUUCAUUUUCGCGCGAAUUUUUGUUUGUUCCUGUUAUAGGAUGUUUUGGAGGGCCUUGGAGAGGUUAGGAAGCUUUUUAGAGGGUUUAGGGGACUUCUAAAGGCUUCCAAAGGCUUUAGAGGGCUUCAAAACCGUGAAAUAUUCAAAAUUACCCUCAAAUUCACCAAUUUCACGAAAAAAACAAAAAAAAACUAUAAAAAUAAUAGAAAAAGUAAAAAAAAAAUAACAUUUCAAGGGAUUUUCCCUGUUUUCCACAAGUCGUUGUUACUGAGAUCUCAAAUUAUACAUUAUUGUACAAAUAUACCCCAAACUUGGUUGAAUUUAACCCAAAACCCAUUAAACACUGACCUGAAAUGAGUUUUUUCUUGCCGGAAUGCUUUUAGAGGCUUCCAAACGCUGAAAAAUGUAUGAAAUUUGUCGAAUUAGCCUAAAUUUCCCCACUUUUAAGAAAAAAAAACAAAAAAACGCCGUUUGCGCUAAACAACGGGCGAGCGGAGUGUCGUUGUUUUCUUUUUGAAAAAUUAUUUUCGCGCGCGUUUUUUUGAAGCUUUUUAAGUAGAGGGUUUAGGGGGAUUCUUAAGGGCUCUUGGGGAAUUUUAAAGCUAAACACAAUUUCAGGUUAAAAUAAUCCAUCCGUUGGGAACUUCUGCGAUCUCGAAUGCUGAGCAAAUCAAAGUCAGCCCAUUUUCUGAGCAAUUUCAAAUUUCUGAAUUUGAAGAAACUCCCAAAAUGUCGACAUAUCUUUUGGCAUUUUUCAUUUCCGAUUUUAAAUAUUUGGAAGGAGUUACGCAAUCAGGUAGGCUCUCAAACUUAGCCUAAAUUCACAAAAAAAUUUCCAGGAAUCCGUGUUCGAAUUUGGUCGCGCCCGGAAGAUGUUGCAAAUCACCAAUUGGCUCUCGAAUCAUCGAUCGGAAUUUUGGACAAUUUUGAAAAAUUGUUUGACAUUCCGUAUGCGAUGAGAAAGAUGGAUAUGGUUGGAGUGAGAGAUUUCCAUUUUGGAGCCAUGGAAAAUUGGGGGUUGAUUGUGUAUCGAGAGGCUGUGUUGAGCUAUCAUCCACAGAUGAAUACGCAUGCGGAAAAGGCGAAUAUUCGUAGGAUUAUUUCGCAUGAGUUGGUGCAUCAGGUAGGAUUGAUUACGCGGUUUAGUCCUUAGCUUAAGCCUGAGGAGUUAAGCUACGGACUAAACCUAAGCCUAAGUGUGGCCGCUUCGCGGAAGCUUGCGGUUUAGACUCGCGCACGGCGCUCGAGCCUUAGCCGCUGCGCGGAAGCUUGCGGUUUACACUCGCGCAAAGCGCUCGAGCCUUAGCCGCUACGCGGAAGCUUCCGGAUAUCGAUUUUUUCAAAUUUUCAAUUUUAAGUGGUUCGGCAACCUAGUAACAAUGAAGUAUUGGGAUCAAACUUGGUUGAACGAGGGAUUUGCCACGUUGUAUCAAGUGUAUGGAGCGGAUUUGUUGACAAAUGGGACUUAUAAAAACGUAAGGACCUUGGGCCUGGCCUAAAGCCUAGGUUUGGGCUUUAGCUACUUCAAAAUGUGUCUUAACCUUCUUAAAAAUUAGCCUAAAGCUUAGAUUUUGGCUUUAACUACCUUAAAAAGUAUCUUAACCUUGUUAAAACCCUUGCUCACGCUAAUUAUGAGGGGGAAAUCACUAAAAACUGCUUAAAAAUAUUGUCUGCAAAGACUUUUACGUGAAAAUGCACAAUAAAUAUAUUUUUCGCUUUUUUUACAACGAUACUACGCGUUGACGACACGUGUAUUUCACCUAGUUUUCGAAAAAGCCGCGUCAAAUACACGUGUCGUCAUUUCGUAGUGUCGUUGUCAAAAAAGCGAAACCAUUCUGUGCAUUUGUACGUAAAAGUGUUUGAAGACAAGAUUUUUAGCGCUUUUUGAUGAUUUUCCCCUUCAUAAUUAGCCUAAGUAAGGAUUUUAACAAGGUUAAGAUACUUUUUAUAGUAGCUAAAGCCUAAACCUGAGCUUUAGGCUAAUUUUUACGAUAAGACACCUUUACUCGGAAAGGUUGAGGCGAAAACUGCGGCGCGUUCAAGGCUGAUUCGGCCGUUGGUUUCAGGCAAGCAAAUGAUUGACCAGCCGUAAAAUGCCUUUUUCCUGCGGCAAACCCGCCUACACAGGCGGAACCCGCCGUUAGCGCGGCGGGAACAUGCCGAUUUAAUGAGGCAGUUUGCGCCUUUGCGUUUAUUUAUAGCUGCUCCUAGGCGUUUUCAACAAUAAGCGAACAUGUUUUACAUACAUAGUUUAUUGAUAACAAAAAAAUGAUCAAAAACGAAAAUUGUAUUUAAAAUUAGACGAAUUCCAUUUAUGUUCGAUCAAGUGAAGUUGGUUGAUGUUGAUUUUGGACGAUACUGAAAAAAUGUGUAUUUUGACAAGAAAUUAAUAAUGGGGCAGAUUAUGUAAAUUUACGAAAAUUAAGACUUUGGGAGCUGAAAACUAGCUUGAAAAAUGUUCAUUUAGAAAUCCGAAAGAUUUUUCAGAAAAGUUUGAACCUGAAUUAACCUUUUCCACUGACAAGGGAUCUUUUUUUACACAACACUUCAAAUCUUGAUGAAAUUUUGUCCAUAGACAGCUUUUAGGGUCAUAAGAACACCCUAAAAAUUUUAGUCUCCCAAUGGACCUCUGAGCCAAGUUAUGGGCUCUCAAAAGUUCAAAAAUUGCCAAAAUUGGCUCAUAAAACACAUCAUAACUCAAUGUUCGAUCAUUUUUAUGAAAAACUGAGUAGCAGAUGAUGAUCAGCGUGGUCGAUUUACCCAAAAAGCAUCAAUAAAUCGAAUUUUCAGAAAAAAUUUCUGAUUUUGAAAAAAUGAAUGAGCAGGGGCACAUCUGAAUUUUCAUGAAUUUUCAGCCGAAAAAUAAAAAACUUCAAAAUUUUUCGAAAUAAAGUUUUUUUAUUGAUGUACUUUUAGGUAAUCGACUAUGCUGAUCAAUAUCUGAAACUUCAUUUCUCCCAAAAACAAUUUGAAAUGGAGCUAUGAUGACUUUUGUGACCAUUUUUAGGCCUUUUUUGAGUUUUUGAGAGCCCAGAACUUGGCUCAGAGGUCCAUUGGGAGACUUAAAUUUUUAGGGUGUUCUUAUGGUCCCAAAAGCUGUCUGUGGAUAAAAUUUCAUCGAGAUCAAGAUUUGAAGUGUUGAGUAAAAAAGGUUCCCUUGUAAACAUGGUUUUUUUCAAUCGAAACAAGUCCCUGAAAAUAACAUACCGGUUGUCAAAAUGAAGAAAUCAUUCAUACCAGUAGCCAUCUACAUACAUCGCUCGGCACUUCUUUGAUUUUUCGUAUGUUUCUUCUCGAAAUUCAACGAUUUCCAGAUGAUGCGGUCUGUAAUAUAUAGUUUUUCAUUGAAGACACAUUUCAACUUACUCGAUCAUUGAUUUUUCUCUCUUCGUCAUGAAGUUGUGCUCGAUUUAUAGGCAAAAAACAAAAAAUUUAGGAGAAAAAAAUAGAAAAUAUUUUCGAAAAUUCGAAAUAAACAACAGGCACUGAGCGCAGUUUUGUUUGAAAUUGAACGGCAUGUUUGCCGCAGAAAAAGGCAGUUUCCGCCUACAGCUCAAGAGGCGAUGCCAGAACUGGCGGGUUUGCCGCUGUCAUGCUUCAAACCUGCCAGUGAAGGCGGUUCGUGCCUUUUUCCUGCCCAAAAACUGCCGAGUCACUUCCCCGCCGCAAUUUCCGCCUCAGGGUUACCGAGUAAGUACCCUAAAAUAACCCUAAUUUUUCUCUACAGCGUGAUUUCCUCAUCCACCCUGGCCAACGAAAAGCGCUCGAAAUGGAGACUAAAAAACCGAAGCAUGCGAUGAGCUUUGAAAUCCUCAAAACUGACACAAUUCAAACAUUUUUCGAUGUUGUCACCUAUCAAAAAGCCGGCUCAAUUAUAUCAAUGUUUCGCAGAGUUUUGGGCGAAAAUGAAUUUUUGCAUGGAAUUCGUCGCUAUUUAAAGGCACAUAUGUAUCAGAAUACUCAAGAGGAGCAACUUUUCAAGUAUAUUGGAGCGAGUUUUGCGGGUGGAGCCGAGGAAUUUGAGAGUUUUGCCAAGUCUUGGACGAAUUCUGAAGGAUUUCCGACGGUUAAUGCGAGAAUUGUGGAGAAUAAUCAAGUGGAACUCUCGCAAAAUGAUCCGGAAGGCUUGUGGGAAAUUCCAGUUUUCUACCAGAACGGGCCGCAAGAGGCCGAGCUUAUUUGGCUCAAAGAUGAGCCGGUUACAAUUCCCUACACCCCUGGCUCAUUGCUCAUUUUAAACCCCGAUUCGCACGGACAUUUUCGAGUAGAUUAUCAGAGUGUGGAACUAUGGGAGCAGAUUGCUUCGCAGCUUGAGCAGAACCCUCGGAUGCUCAGUGCCCGCACCAAAAUCCGCCUCAUCGAUGAUGCUUUCCACUUCCGUCGUCCGGAAGCGGAAGCGUUGCGGAAAUAUAUUUUCCGCGAGACGGAACGAUUGCCGAUUUUGGCGUAUUUGUUGAAUUUAAAGGGACAUGACGAGGAGUUGCGCAGUGUUUUGAGAGGAUUGCAGCAAGUGGAGACGAGUUGGAAGUUUGUGGAGAUGAAUUAUUUGGAGGAUAGCAAGUUUGAUGAAGUGUCAGUGGAUUUUGGGGGCUUUUGAGGGCUUCUAAGGGCUUCUAAGGGCUUCCGAAGGCUUCUAAAGGCUUCUGAAGGCUUCUGAAAGCUUCUGAAGGCUUAUAAGGGCUUCCGAAAGCUUCUAAUGGCUUCUGAAGGCUUCUGAAUGCUAGAAAUGCUCAAAAUUCAGUUUGCGAAACACGCUCUAAUGCAAACAGGAGCGGGAAGAGUGGAAAUUCAAAUUUUUCGCGUAAAAAUUAUCGAUUUUUGAUGAUUUUUCAUUGGGCUUUGGGUCUAGGGCCUAGUUUUAAAUUUGGGCCAGGCCGCUGCGCGGAAGAUUGCGGUUUACACUCGCGCAGAGCGCUCGGGCCAAGUCCAAGUCUGAAACUAGGCCCAAGACCCAAAGCCCAAUGAAAAAUAGCCAAAAAUCGAUAAUUUUGACCUGAAAAAUUUGAAUUUCCACCCUUCCCGCCCAUAUUUGCAUUAGAGCGCACUUUCUUCUUUUUUUUCAAGACUAAUAAAUUUGGAGCAAUUGCUUUUCAAUGCUCAAAAAACCCCUGGAUGGAAUUUGACUGCGUACAUUGUUGUUUUGGCUGAGUAUCUAAUGUGAAUUUCCUAACUGACCUAACUGACUGAGUAUUCUAGCCAAAAUCCUGUCUUAACCCAACAAUUUUGAAUUUUUUGCAUUAGAGCGCAUUUUCUUUCGAGCUUCAGGUUAAGCCUUAACAAAAAUUAAAAAUUUGAAUUUCCACCCUCCCCGCCCACAUUUGCAUUAGAGCGCGUUUGCUAUUUUUUGAGUAAAAAUUCAAAUUUUCUUCCGAGCUUCAGGCUAAGCCUAAAAUAGCCUUUAAAAUUUGAAUUUCGACCCUUUCUGCCAACAUCUGCAUUAGAGCGCGUUUGAUAUUCUCUGAGCUAAAAAUUUGAAUUUUUCUGGCUAAACCUAAAAAAACCAAAAAAAAUUAAAAAUUUGAAUUUCCACCCUCCCCGCCCACAUUUGCAUUAGAGCGCAUUUGAUAUUUUCUGAGCUAAAAAUUCAAAUUUUCUUUCUAGUUUCACUCUAUGCCUAAGAAUAUCCCCUAAAAAUUUGAAUUUUCACCCUUCCCGCUCACAUUUUCAUUAGAGCGCGUUUGAUAUUUUGAGCUAAAAAUUUGAAUUUUUCUGGCUAAACCUAAAAAAAAUUAAAAAUUUGAAUUUCCACCCUUCCCGCUCACAUUUGCAUUAGAGCGCAUUAUCUCUUUCACCUAAAAAAAAUUCAAAUUUUUUCCAGUGAUCUUGCCACUCAAAUCAUCUCAACCGAAUGUAUGGUCAACCCAACUGAAUGCUAUGAAAAAUCGGAGCCGUUCUACGAGCAUCUCCUCAAAUCGUGUCAAUAUCCCGGAGUUCAAGUGUCAAAUUGCUCAAAAGUCCCACCACCGCUGCGAAAAACUGUAUACUGUGCAGCGAUUUUGAAUCAAAAACACACGGAAUUGUUGGAAUCGUGGAUGAAAAAUGAAAGAAGAGCCAGCGAGAAGCAAACACUGAAAUUGGCUUUUGAAAAUUGCAAACCCAAGGCGAAUAAUUUGGAGAGAAAGAGCAGAAAAAAGGCCGGAUUGGAUUUGGCAUGGAAUUUGGAAGUGGAACAACAAUUGUAUUUGGAGCAUUAG